Macrosteles quadrilineatus (aster leafhopper) is the source of this 5941-nucleotide messenger RNA. Its product is annotated as laminin subunit gamma-1-like. NCBI's taxonomy places the organism in Eukaryota, Metazoa, Arthropoda, Insecta, Hemiptera, Cicadellidae. The transcript is spliced from 28 exons. The coding region runs from base 34 to 4896 and encodes 1620 amino acids. The record is from RefSeq and is a predicted model, not a curated record.
UCAGUGUGCCGGUGGCCGCGUACGAGGACCGAGAUGUGGUGUGCCGCGUAUGUGUUGUGGUGCGUGGUGUUGGCGACCGCGUAUGAAGUGCAUCAUGAGGAGUACGCGCUACAGGCCCAAGCCUCCUUCGACUGUUACAACCAAACCGGAGUGCCUCAGAGAUGCCUGCCGAGUUUCGAGAACGCUGCCUACGGCCGCCUGGUAGAGGCUACCAACACGUGUGGCGAAGGUCCCAAGGGUGCGAUAGAGUUCUGUCGACAGACCAGCAGAGAGUCAAUCACGAAGUCUUGCCAAGUCUGCACCAGGGGGAUGUUCCCGGCCACUCAUCUGACGGACUUUGUCAACAACACUGUUACUUGGUGGCAGAGUGAGACGAUGCUGGAGGAUGUUCAAUACCCGACACAAGUCAACCUGACUCUACAUCUAAGGAAGGCAUAUGACAUCACCUAUGUGAGAUUACUGUUCCACUCGCCCAGACCGGAUAGUUUUGCCAUCUACAAACGAGUAUCCGAGAAUAGUCCUUGGAUCCCCUUCCAAUUUUACAGUGCCUCCUGCCGUGACACCUACGGACUCCCGGACACCAAGGACCCUCGGACACCUUUGCCACGCGAGGGGGAGGAGACCCGCGCCCUCUGUACGUCAGAGUACUCGGACAUCUCCCCUCUGACCGGUGGACAAGUCCCCUUCUCGACCUUGGAGGGCAGACCUUCCAACUACAAGUUUGACUCUUCUGCAGAACUGCAAGAUUGGGUGACUGCCACGGACAUACGUAUCACAUUAGACCGUCUCAACACUUUUGGUGAUGAGGUUUUCUGGGACCCUCAGGUACUCAAGUCCUACUACUACGCCAUCGUCGACUUUGCCGUUGGAGCGAGGUGCAAGUGCAACGGCCACGCCAGCGAGUGUGUCCCCACCAGAUCGCUGGAUGGAGACGACAGGCUGGUGUGUCGGUGUGAGCACAACACUGCAGGAGUGGACUGUCAGGAAUGCCUUCCCUUCUACAAUGACGCACCUUGGGGCAGAGCGAACCGCACACAUACACACGAGUGUAAAGCCUGCAACUGUAACGGGUUCUCCAACCGUUGCUACUUCGACAAGGACCUGUACGAGCUCACGGGCCACGGCGGCCACUGCCUGGACUGUUCUGGCAACAGGGAUGGCCCUAACUGUGAGAGAUGCAGGGACAACUUCUACCAGAGAGAAGAUACAGCAUGUAUCGCCUGCAACUGCAAUGAAGUCGGAUCGCGCAGCCUCCAGUGUAACAGCGAGGGCAGAUGCCAGUGCAAGCCAGGAGUCACCGGGGACAAGUGUGAUCGCUGCGACGACAACUACUACGACUUCGGCCCCUGGGGAUGCAAACCCUGCGACUGCUACGCUCCUGGCAGCUACCUCAACCAGCCGCGCUGCGACACGGUGUCAGGUGUCUGUCAGUGCAAGGAACAUGUGGAGGGCCAGCGGUGUACUGGAUGCAAGCCAGGUUUCUUCAACAUGGAUGAGAACAAUGAGUUCGGAUGUACGCCUUGCUUCUGCUACGGACAUUCCUCCGUUUGCAGAUCUGCUCCGGGAUACUCAAAAGUGCUGGUGGAGAGUAUGUUUGCCCGCAACAAUGAACGUUGGACUGCUGAAGACACACAGCAUUCUGUCAUCCCUAUGCAGUACAACGGCAUCACACAAUCCAUCGGAGUCAGCUCACCUAGCAGAGACCCUGUCUACUUCGUGGCCCCAGAUCGGUUCUUGGGUGAUCAGAGAGCAAGUUACAACCAGGACUUGGAGUUCAGACUGAGGAUUGGUGAGAACAGUCCAACUCCUACAGUGGAGGAUGUUGUGAUCGAAGGCGCUGGUCUGACCAUUGCACAGACCAUCUUUGGCCAAGGGAACCGUGUUCCGGCUGUAGAGGACAACAGCUACAAAUUCCGUCUACAUGAAGAUCCUGACUACGGAUGGCAGCCCAGGCUGUCUGCCAGGGACUUUAUGAGUGUUCUGGCCAAUCUUACUGCUAUUAAAAUUCGAGGAACGUACACCACUCAAGGUGUUGGUUUCCUGGACGAUGUCAAGCUCCACACGGCUCGUCGUGGUGCGGCCGGGGCCCCCGCCUCUUGGGUGGAGAUGUGUACUUGCCCCACUGGCUACGUGGGGCAGUUCUGCGAGUCCUGCGCCCCGGGAUCACGACAUGAUCCCCCCAACGGGGGACCAUUCGCCCCCUGUGUCAGCUGCAACUGUAACGGCCACGCAGACAUUUGUGACGCAGACACUGGUCGUUGUAUCUGUCAGCACAACACGGCAGGAGACAACUGUGAAAAGUGUGGACGAGGUUUCUAUGGCAACGCUCUCGACGGAACUUCCGAUGAUUGCAAACCUUGCCCCUGUCCCAACCAGGGAGCCUGCAUACAGCUGGAGGAUGAGGAUCAGACAAUCAUCUGUUUGGAAUGCCCCAAGGGCUACAGCGGACCCCAAUGCGACCUCUGCAGUGACGGCUACUUCGGAGACCCCAAGGGUCGCCAUGGUCCCAUCAGGCAGUGCCAGGCUUGCGACUGUAACCUCAAUGUGGACCUGAACGCUGUAGGAAACUGUAACAGAACAACCGGACAGUGUCUGAAGUGUAUCUACAACACAGGGGGCGACCAAUGCGACCAGUGUCUUCCUGGAUACUACGGUGACGCCUUGGCCAUACCUAAGGGUGACUGUGAGCCGUGUCAGUGCUACCUGCCAGGUACUGAGGUUGACUCUACAGGACCUCCUAUAUGUGAUCAGCUGAGUGGGCAGUGUCAGUGUAAACCUCAUGUGACUGGAGUAAACUGUGACCAGUGUCAGGCAGGAUACUACAACAUUGUGUCUGGACAGGGUUGCCAAUCUUGCAACUGUGACCCAGUGGGUUCCCUAAACCAGUCGUGUGACGCUGUAACGGGUCAGUGCAACUGUCGCCCGGGUGUGACGGGUCAACGGUGCGACAUCUGCGAGCCUUACCACUACGGUUUCUCUGACGACGGCUGUGAAGAGUGCAAGUGUGAUCUUGUAGGUUCCCUCCAGCUACAGUGCGAUGCUUCAGGGCAGUGUCCGUGUUUGGAGAACGUAGAAGGUCGUAGGUGCGACAGAUGUAAGGAGAACAAGUUCAAUCGGCAGCAAGGAUGUGUCGACUGCCCUGCGUGCUACAAUCUCGUACAGGACGCUGUCGACAAACACAGAGGGAACCUCAAACAUCUCAACUCUGUACUCAAGGAGAUCCAAGACAACCCGACUGUCAUUGACGAUGUCGACUUCGACAAGAAACUCCACGUCGUACAGGAGUAUGUGGAAGAUCUUUGGAGGGACGCUCGCGACGCUACUGGAAUCAACAAAGAUAAAUCCCUGGUGGAAGAAGUACAGGCUGUUAAGAAACGCCUGGAUGAUGUCGAAGCGUUGAUCAAGCAAGCCGACAACUGGAUAGCUCAGGCGGACACAGAGACUAAACAAGCUGAAAUAAACGCAACUCAGGCAGAGCACACCAUCGGGCAAGCUCAAGAUGUUCUACAGGACGCUCUAGACUAUCUUCAGGCAGACGGAGCAACAGCAUUGGCCAAAGCUGUGGAACGAUCCGCACUGUUUGGUCAACAGAACCAACAAAUGUCAGACAUUGCUAGAGAGGCUCGGAACCUUGCUCAGGAUCAAGAAGAGAGAGCGGCAGAAAUCCAUAAAAUUGCUGAAGCUGCUGUGAAUCUGUCAACCCAAGCGUAUGACAUUGCGAAAGACGCCAUCAAUCGUCAGAAAAACAUCAGUGACGAAAUCCGACACCAAAACUCAAUCCUGCAAAUGACCAAGGAGAAAUUGAACCUGACUAUGGCGGAAGUAGCAGACACAGCUAAUCAUGUCAACAGUGUAUAUAACGACACCUGGGCCAUCUACAGUGAUGUGUACGACCUCAUGCUACCAGAGACUAACGCCCAGGAGCUCAAAGAACAAUCCAUAAACACUGGUGCUGAGGCAAAGAAGAUCAGAGACGAAGCCAACAAUCUGUAUCAAUCGCAUGUGACUCUGCUAGAAGACAUCUCUGAGCUGAUGAUAGAUGGGAAUGAUGUGCUGAGGAAGGCUGAGGAGCAGCAGCAACUUGCUGAUGAGCUGUUGGCUGAUGCAGACGCAGCUCACACCAAGGCUGAGGACGCUGUGCAUCUUGGCAACAAGACUUUGCAAGAGGCACAGCAGACCUAUCGCACUCUGCAAGAGUUUGAUAGCCAAGUGCAGAAAAGCAAGUCUAAAGCGCAGGAAGCAGUAAGUUCGAUCCCAGACGUAGAGGAACGCAUCAGUCUAGCUAAACAAAAGACCAUCAACGCUCAAGAAGCCCUGGCUGGGGCCGGGAGUCAUGCACAGACUGCCCAAGAACAGCUCAAGUUUGCCAACAACACUGCACAGGAGGCAGAGAAGAUUAAAACUCUAGCAGAGGAGAGCAAGGCAGAAGCGAAGGAUCUGAGAGAUGAAGCGGAAGUGUUGGCUGGGAGAGUGGCCAUAACAGCAGCUCUGGUGGCUGAACAAGAAAACAAGGCUCGUGUUGACCAACAGCUGGUUGACAAUGCUAAGACACGAGUGGGACAAGCUAAAACAUCUGCAGCUGAUGCUACAAAACAAGUUGAAUCUGCGCUGGAAGCUGUACAAAGUAUUAUGAAGGAGCUUAAUGACCUAAGUGAUAUUGACGACGAUAUUCUCAAGAGGCUGGAGAGGAGACUGGCUGAAGCGGAAAAUGACUUUUACGCUGCGGACUUGGAUAGUCAAAUAGAGGCUCUUAACGAAGCUAAGAUUCAACAGACGAAGCUGAUAUCCAGCUACAAGUCUGAACUGCAGCAACUGCAAGAAGAAGUUGCAAAUAUCGAGGAUAUCCGCAACGCACUGCCCGAAGGUUGCUGGAAGAGAACCAGAUUAGAACCUUAGUCAGAAAAUGUUUAAAUCAAACUGUAUCUGAGUGGGAAGAAACAUUACAAGACUGGAUCUUAAGGACCAAAUAGACUUAUGAACACUGUAAAUAGUUCAGUUUCCAGAAGUACCCUUAUGCCAUCACAAGGACAUAUGUUGCCAUGAAAUAAGGUGUGAUCAAACAAUAUGUGAGUAGAGUCAAAGAUGGCUGCAUCAGAUUAAGAAAAAGUUCAAUUUGUUUUGUCAUUGCAGAAAAAUCUGAAAAUGUAUUCAAAAUUAUUUGUUAAAUUUUAGAAGCAACCAAUAUCAAUCUAUUUCACUUCAGUGUUCCCAAUUUGUAGCAAGACUUUAGCAUUAAAUCAAGUCGAUUCGUAAUCUUGUUGAAAGAAUGACACAGUUUUUAACUGGGGUAGAUAAUAUUAAUGGUGAAAUGAAAGUAUAUCAAAUCACCAUGGACACUGCCACUAGCGUAAGUUUGUGAUUGCUUGUGUUGUUUGCAGUCUGAAUUUGAGUCAAAACUUGUCAUACUAUUUCACACUAGGUUAAAAUUUAAAAAAUAAAUAUAUGAGUUCCUAGUAUUGAUUUAGUUUUUCGCUCAAUUCAAUAUUUCUCUUUAACAAUAUUAGACCUGAAAUAUAUUCUACAUUAAUUCUUUGUAGUACAACUAUUAGUUUCUUUAAUAAUGUUUCAGUCUACAAUUAAAUAUUUUUAAAUGUAAGAAUGUAAACCAGUACUUGAUUAUGAUAAAAAAUAUUGCUGGUUUUUAUCUAAUCAUUAUGAAUUGUAAAUCUAUAUUUCGAUCUUCAUCUUAACGUUCUCUUAAUUACUUUAAUUUUUUUCAUUGAUCUAUCAAAUUAAGUACUAACGAAUGCAAUGGAUGUUAUACCAAAGACAUUUAUUUUUAUAACCGAUCAUUAAUAUUUAGUUGUGUAUAUUUUUAUUAGAUUUUGUAACGAAUCUUUGUAUUGUGAUUUUAUUAAGAGUUUUAGCCAUGUAUAGUGUUAGAUUAUUAUCAUAAAAACCACCGAUACACUGUAGGAUAUUAAAUAAUGUGACUUUUAAA